AUGUCUCAGUUUGACGCUGCUCCUCCCAACACCCACGCUGGUGGCAACAACGAUGCUCUCCGCACCAAGGGUAACGAUCCGCUGAAUACACCUCUGGAAAAUGAGGUCGCUGAUGAGAGGAUGAACAUGGAAGAGUAUGCUAGGACGGUGCCGAGAUGGAAGAGGAUUUGGCAGCACAGUUUGACACAGAUGAUGCUCCUCAGUGUCCAAGCUUUUUGCGGUCCUGCCAUGGCUGAUGCAAUUGCGGGGCUUGGUGGAGGUGGUCUUGCUACGCCUCAAACCUCAAACAUUGCCACCGCCAUCAACUACACUAUGCUCGCAAUUUGCUGUGCUCUUGGAGGCCCUAUCGUUAACAAACUCGGGACGAAAUGGUCAUUGGUCAUCGGUGCUUGCACUUUCCCUAUCCGGGGCUCAUCAUACUAUUGUAACUCCAAGUUUGGAAACCAAUGGUACUUGAUUUUGGGUGGCUUCAUCACAGGUAUCGGAACGGGUACGUGGUAUGUCGCUGAGUCGGGCACUAUCAUGUCGCUUGCUCCUUCAAAUUCACGUGGAAAAUACUUGGCACUUUGGAUUGUUGCUCGGAAUCUAGGACAGCUGGUGGGUGGUGCUAUAAAUCUUUCCAAGAACCACGAAAAGGGGGUAGUCGGAGGUGUAUCGCCGGACACCUAUGUCGCGUUUAUGAUUAUCGAGUGCAUGGCGUUGCCUUUUGCCUUCCUCAUAUCGCCUCUCGAAAGAGUGGUGCGCUCGGACGGGACACGCAUCCUUGUUUCGGAGAAGAUUGGUACCAUGCUGGAGAUCAAGCAGAUCAAGAUUACCUUCACGUCGAAACUCAUAUUGCUUUCUUCAUUCUGGGCGAUAUGGUCCUUCUUCUACAGCGGAACCUGGUCAACCUACCUCGCCACCUACUUUAGCGUCCGCGCUCGUGCACUCUCGUCUCUCAUCUCGCCAUUCUUCUGUAUCAUUGGCUGCUUCGGUCUUGGUUUCAUCCUUGACAUGAAGAGCUUCAGUCAGCGGCGUCGCGCGCAAAUGGGUCUUUGCGUUGUCGUUGUCCUCAAUCUUGGGGUGUACAUUUGGUCCAUCGUUAUGCAAGCAAGGUUCAACCACAACAACCCAGGUAAGAUUGAUUGGGACGACUCGCUGUAUGCGCGCUCCUUCUUGCCAUACUUCUUCGUCCAGACUACUGGUCCUCUUUCGCAGAGUUACAUGUACUGGCUUCUUUCUUCCUUUGCUACUGAUGCUCAAGCAAACGUCCGCAACGGAGCUGCAUUCCGCUGUCUCGAAGCCAUUGGCCAGGCGAUUUCUUACGGUAUGAACACGCAGAUCAAGACUAGCCCUAUGGUUGGCUUCUGUGUCACUUUCGGAUUGAUGGCGCUAGCAUUUGGUCCGAUGUUGAUCCUGGUCAACUCAACACCCGAUCGCAUCCCUGCUGAUGUUAUUGCCGAGGAGAUGUAUCGCGAGGAGAACAAGAUUGGUAAUGUCGAGGUCAAAACGAAGGUCUAAGGCUAGGAGGCAGGACUUAGAAAUAAAUCACUGUUACUUGGCGUACGUGUGAAUCGAACGAUCGAAACAUUGCCUCGGACCUGGAUUUAGGUAGUCUCUAACUAAGCCUUGUAAGCGCGGGUGAGGUGUGUGAAUAAGUGCUCCUAUCGGAUCAUCGACCCUACGUGGCGAAGCCAUGCGCGAAUACAAUCCCAAUAAAUCGUUC
Messenger RNA from Pyrenophora tritici-repentis Pt-1C-BFP, 1705 nucleotides. Its product is annotated as MFS-1 multi-domain protein. Lineage: Eukaryota; Fungi; Ascomycota; Dothideomycetes; Pleosporales; Pleosporaceae. The record is from RefSeq and is a predicted model, not a curated record. Gene Ontology annotation, molecular function: transmembrane transporter activity. Gene Ontology annotation, biological process: transmembrane transport.